Molecule: messenger RNA, 900 nt
Organism: Ogataea philodendri
Lineage: Eukaryota; Fungi; Ascomycota; Pichiomycetes; Pichiales; Pichiaceae
Exons: 1
Coding region: 1-900 (299 amino acids)
Biological process (GO): branched-chain amino acid biosynthetic process
Cellular component (GO): mitochondrial nucleoid; acetolactate synthase complex
Molecular function (GO): acetolactate synthase regulator activity
Source: RefSeq, a predicted model, not a curated record
AUGUUGACCUCUAAAAUUGGCCGGUCGGCAGUUGGCCGCAUGCUGACGCUGACGAGAAACAACAGCUCGUCGACGUCUGCAUUGGCAUACAAAAACCUACACAGAAACAAGAAAAGACCGCACCUACCAACGUUGGAUGCUCCAAACUGGUCUGCUGGUGCAGCUGUUUCUUCCAUCAUCUACGAGACUCCUCUGCCUUCCAAGGCUCCAAAGACACAACAUGUGCUGAACUGCUUGGUUCAAAACGAGCCCGGUGUGCUGUCUCUGGUGUCGGGAACCUUGGCAGCAAGAGGCUUCAACAUUGACUCAUUGGUUGUCUGUAACACCGAGGUCAAGGACUUGAGUCGGAUGACGAUUGUUCUGGACGGUCAAGAUGCAGUCAUCGAGCAGGCAAGAAGACAGAUCGAGGACCUGGUUCCUGUGUACGCUGUCCUGGACUACACUCACUCGGAGAUCAUUAAGAGAGAGCUUCUGUUGGCCAGAGUCUCGCUAUUGGGAUCCGAGUACUUUCAGGAACUGAUCGCACACCACAACGAGCAGGUCGACGAGAUCCCAGAAGACCUGAAAGAGUCACGUUUCCAUCCAAACAACCUGCCUCCAUCUCAGGCUUUGAGACAGAAGUACGAGCAUUUGGAUGCCAUUACUAAGUUGACCAAACAAUUUGGCGGAAAAGUGGUGGACGUGUCGGACAGAAACUGUAUUGUGGAACUAUGUGCUAAACCAAGCAGAAUCUCUGCUUAUAUCGCUCUUGUGCAACCGUUCGGCAUCUUGGAGAUCGCCAGAUCAGGUAUGGUGGCUCUGCCAAGGACUCCUCUUGAGGCGUUCUCGUCUGAGGACGGAACUGACCCAACUAAGGACGCUUCUGACGUUGUCGAUGCUUCCCAGUUGCCACCAGGUUAA